Molecule: messenger RNA, 1371 nt
Organism: Populus euphratica (Euphrates poplar)
Lineage: Eukaryota; Viridiplantae; Streptophyta; Magnoliopsida; Malpighiales; Salicaceae
Exons: 5
Coding region: 30-1037 (335 amino acids)
Source: RefSeq, a predicted model, not a curated record
UGUCUUGAAAAAGGCCUCAUCCAUAUCAUAUGAUCUGGGCCAUCUCAUCUGUAAAAGUAAAACUCCUUCAUUCUCUACAGACUACAGGGUUGAUUAAUUUAUGUAAUGUUACUCCUCGAAUUCCAAAGCUGAUUACUAUUUAUCGGAAAGUAGAAGAGCAAGUGAACUGGAUUGAAGUGAAGGGAAGGGGGAUGAAUGCGAAUACAGCACUCCCUCUAACCAACAUUACCACUAGCAUAAAAAUCCCGUUAAUGUUGACGAUGAAGCUUUGUCAUUGUCCUUGUCCUUGUCCUUGCCCUUGCCCUUCCCCAACACCACCAGCACCAGCACCAGCACCAGCACCACCACCGUCUCCCAUUUCUUCAAUCAGGUCUAGCCGCCGCCGCCGCCGAACAAGGUCCUUGCAACCCAGCAUGGUCAUACAAGACACAUCUACUACCGCGGCCUCCACCGUGUCUGAUGCUGAUGCUGAUGCUGAUACUGAUACUGAUACGCUAUCUGUUCACCGUCGCCUUAUUUUGCUUCGUCAUGCUAAGAGCUCCUGGGAUGACCGUUCACUUCGAGAUCAUGACCGGCCACUGAGUAAAAGUGGAGAGCUUGAUGCUGCCAAAGUCUCUCAAAAGCUCCAACAUUUGGGUUGGAUACCCCAACUUAUUUUGUCUAGUGAUGCAUUGCGAACCAAGGAAACACUUAAAAUAAUGCAGCAACAAGUACCAGACUUUUUGGAUGCAGAGGUUCAUUUCAUUUCAAGUUUCUAUUCUAUUGCAGCUAUGGAUGGUCAGACUGCCGACCAUCUUCAGCAAGCUAUCUGCAAUUACUCAAGGGAUGACAUUCUUACUGUCAUGUGCAUGGGGCAUAAUAAGGGGUGGGAGGAGGCUGCCUCUAUGUUCUCUGGUGCCUCCGUAGAGCUAAAUACAUGCAAUGCUGCUUUGCUUGAAGCUGCUGGGAAAUCCUGGGCAGAGGCAUUUGCUUCCGCGGGACUUGGUGGGUGGAAGCUUCAGGACAUUGUAAAACCAAGUGAUAGCCCAAAACUUUGACAUUCAACCCUCCUCUCCAAAAAGAAACAAGAUCCUGUCUUUGGGUUCGUGAUGAUAAAAAAAUCUACUCCUUAUGGGCCGAACCAAAUAUGCCCUCCUCUUUUAAUUAUUCAUGAUCUUUGGUGCAGUUUGAGAAGACAAUAUCAUCCUCCGACCCAAGAAACCUUCUACAAUACCGUGGAAAGAUGUAAAGCAAUGAUGUGUCACUGGAGAUGUGUAAGGAUUUCUGUUGAUCUGAUGUGUGUCCAUCUCUGUAUUGUAUAAUGUUGUUUUUUAAAUGACAGAUCAGAUGUCGACUGUAUUCGUAUAUAAUGCUAAUCUGAUUCUUACUACA